UUUCAAAUUAUAAAAAACGAAAAAUUUCCAAAAUUGAUCAAAUAUACUUAGAUGAAUUAAAAUCAUUAAGAAAAUCUAAAAAAAUUAGUUUAGAAAUAGUACAAGAAUGUUUAAAGAUUGAGAAUCAGAAAUUUUUAA
Molecule: messenger RNA, 138 nt
Organism: Scutellospora calospora
Lineage: Eukaryota; Fungi; Glomeromycota; Glomeromycetes; Diversisporales; Gigasporaceae
Source: the annotation of a GenBank genome assembly